CUUUCCCUUCAGCUACCGACAUCUCGCGAGAUCGGCUAGUCGGCCCGCCCUCCUGCGCCUGCGCAGUUCUCUUCAAAGCAGAAGGUCGCGUUUGGAGGAAGUGGCGGCUUUGGGUCUCGUGACCGAGUCGCCGUUACUACUUUUCGGAAGCUCCUCUCGGCCGCUUGCCGGGACACUCUGCCGCCAAGAUGCCACGAAUUAUGAUCAAAGGGGGCGUGUGGAGGAACACCGAGGAUGAAAUUCUGAAAGCAGCAGUAAUGAAAUAUGGGAAAAACCAGUGGUCUAGGAUUGCCUCAUUGCUGCAUAGAAAAUCAGCAAAGCAGUGCAAAGCCAGAUGGUAUGAAUGGCUGGAUCCAAGCAUUAAGAAAACAGAAUGGUCCAGAGAAGAAGAGGAAAAACUCUUGCACUUGGCUAAGUUGAUGCCAACUCAGUGGAGGACUAUUGCUCCAAUAAUUGGAAGAACAGCAGCCCAGUGCUUGGAACACUAUGAAUUUCUCCUGGACAAAACUGCCCAAAGAGACAAUGAAGAGGAAACAACAGAUGAUCCACGAAAACUUAAACCUGGAGAAAUAGAUCCAAAUCCAGAAACAAAACCAGCACGGCCUGAUCCAAUUGAUAUGGAUGAGGAUGAACUUGAGAUGCUUUCUGAAGCUAGAGCCCGCCUGGCUAAUACUCAGGGAAAGAAGGCCAAGAGGAAAGCAAGAGAGAAACAAUUGGAAGAAGCAAGGCGUCUUGCUGCCCUUCAAAAAAGAAGAGAACUUCGAGCAGCUGGCAUAGAAAUUCAGAAGAAAAGAAAAAAGAAGAGAGGAGUUGAUUAUAAUGCUGAAAUCCCAUUUGAAAAAAAGCCUGCUCUUGGUUUUUAUGAUACUUCUGAGGAAAACUACCAGUCCCUUGAUGCAGAUUUUAGGAAAUUAAGACAACAGGAUCUUGAUGGGGAGCUAAGAUCUGAAAAAGAAGGAAGAGAUAGAAAAAAAGACAAACAGCAUUUGAAAAGGAAAAAAGAAUCUGAUUUGCCAUCAGCUAUUCUUCAAACUAGUGGUGUUUCUGAAUUUACUAAAAAGAGAAGCAAACUAGUUCUUCCUGCUCCUCAGAUUUCAGAUGCAGAACUUCAGGAAGUUGUAAAAGUAGGCCAAGCAAGUGAAAUUGCACGUCAGACUGCUGAGGAAUCUGGCAUAACAAACUCUGCUUCCAGUACUCUUUUGUCUGAGUACAAUGUCACCAACAAUAGCAUUGCUCUUAGAACACCCCGAACGCCAGCUUCCCAGGACAGAAUUCUGCAGGAAGCCCAGAACCUCAUGGCCUUGACCAAUGUGGACACCCCAUUAAAAGGUGGACUUAAUACCCCAUUGCAUGAGAGUGACUUCUCAGGCGUGACUCCACAGCGGCAAGUUGUACAGACUCCAAACACAGUUCUUUCUACCCCAUUCAGGACUCCUUCUAAUGGAGCUGAAGGGCUGACUCCUCGAAGUGGAACAACCCCUAAACCAGUUACUAAUUCUACCCCAGGUAGAACUCCUCUUAGAGACAAAUUAAACAUUAAUCCAGAAGAUGGAAUGGCAGACUAUAGUGAUCCCUCUUAUGUGAAACAGAUGGAAAGAGAAUCUCGUGAACAUCUCCGAUUAGGGUUGUUGGGACUUCCUGCCCCAAAGAAUGAUUUUGAAAUUGUUUUACCUGAAAAUGCUGAGAAGGAGCUCGAAGACCGGGAAGUGGAUGAUACUUAUAUUGAAGAUGCUGCUGACGUGGAUGCUCGAAAGCAGGCCAUACGAGAGGCAGAGCGGGUAAAGGAAAUGAAACGAAUGCACAAAGCUGUCCAGAAAGAUUUGCCAAGACCAUCUGAAGUAAAUGAAACUAUUCUAAGACCUUUAAAUGUAGAACCACCUCUAACAGAUUUACAGAAAAGUGAAGAACUAAUCAAAAAAGAAAUGAUUACAAUGCUUCAUUAUGACCUUCUUCAUCACCCCUAUGAGCCAUCUGGAAAUAAAAAAGGAAAAACUGUUGUAUUUGGUACUAACAAUUCUGAGCACAUUGCUUAUCUGGAACAUAACCCUUAUGAAAAGUUCUCCAAAGAAGAGCUGAAAAAGGCCCAAGAUGUUCUGGUGCAGGAGAUGGAAGUGGUCAAACAAGGAAUGAGUCAUGGAGAACUCUCGAGUGAAGCUUAUAACCAGGUGUGGGAAGAAUGCUACAGUCAAGUUUUAUAUCUUCCUGGGCAGAGCCGCUAUACACGGGCUAAUCUAGCUAGCAAAAAGGACAGAAUUGAAUCACUUGAAAAGAGGCUUGAGAUAAACAGGGGUCACAUGACGACGGAAGCUAAGAGAGCUGCAAAAAUGGAAAAGAAGAUGAAAAUUUUGCUUGGAGGUUACCAGUCUCGUGCUAUGGGGCUCAUGAAACAGUUGAAUGACUUGUGGGACCAAAUUGAGCAGGCUCACUUAGAGUUACGCACUUUUGAAGAACUCAAAAAACAUGAAGAUUCUGCUAUUCCCCGGAGGCUAGAGUGCCUAAAAGAAGAUGUGCAGCGACAACAGGACAGAGAGAAAGAGCUUCAGCAUAGAUAUGCUGAUUUACUGCUGGAGAAGGAGACUUUACAGUCAAAAUUCUGAAGCACAGUUUAUAUUCUGUCACAGGACAAAUUAAUUGCUGGUUUUCAUACUCUGCAAAGCUGAAACUGAUGUUUAUCUUCAUUGACAAAUUUACCCACCAUCUGUGGUUUUUUGGUUGUUUAUUUUAAAUGAUAUCGAUCUUACGUUCUAUGUUAAAGACUUUUAAUGCACCAGGACGGAUAAGGGUUUAAAUUAUUAAGAUGAUCAUUCUUUUAUCAGUGUCAUGUUUGCAAGAAUUUUUAGUUUUGGCCUUUUAAUUUAAAAAGCCUGACUCUAAAUUGCUGCCUGUGAGUAAACCCUUGAAUAAAAAUAAAAUAUAAAAAAUUGAGAAUGUAGCCUUUUGUUUGAAGUAAUUAGAGUUACCACAAAUCAGCAACUUUGUACUCUGUGUCACAUUUAAUGAGUAAGUCAUAGGUAACCAGAAUGACAAUCCAGUGUCUUCAAUCCUCAAGAGGCAACCCUAUAUAGAGCAUAGAGUGGUCAUUUCUCUACACUGACUAGAUUAAAUUCUUAAUACCUCAGAAUUUUUUUUUUCAGUGUCACUUUAGGGAAGGCCUCUUUGUCAGCUACUUAGACAGUGUAUGGAUUAUAACUUGAAAGGUUUAAUUUUCCUUGACCUGUUAUUUUCUUGUAAUUAUGUUUUUGACAAAGGCCAUCUUAAAAGUUGAUUUCAACAAGGCCGUCAUAUUUUAUUAAAGCUCUGUAUUUGGCUUAACAGGUCAAUUACACAGCUAUAGAAUUUGGGGAAUAGAAUAAGAGAUGAAAACAUUAAAUAAUUAUUUCAUGUGCAAGCACUAGGAAGAUCUAAUUUUAUAACAAUUCAUAUAAAAUUAUUUAGUACAGUAUUAGUUGCUUACAAGCUCAGUAUAGGCCAAAUUAUGUGUUGGACUCAGAAAAAAGUUUGCUCAAUCUUAGAAAUUAGGGACUAGAAGGAGGAAGGAGGCACUCAUUUAUUCAUCCAUUCAUUCACUCACUCAUUCACCAGCUGUGUAUUGUGCUAGAGUCUUGGAGAUAGAACAAAGAUUAAAGUAGUCUUGGUUCUGGUUUUGUGGCCCUUACAGUCUGUUGAGAAUGACAGACAAUUUGAAAUUCAUAUUUUUUGGGGUGACUCUUUAUGUGUCAGUGAUUUGAGUAUUGGAGAUGAGCAGUUUUUAAAACAAAGUUCUUUUCUCAGUGACAUUAGUUGGGAAGGAAUACUAAACAUGUUCAGAUCAUGAAUUUUAGAUUUUAUGGAGGAAAUUUUAGAUUUUAUGGGGAAAAUUAAAAUAGGAUGAUAUUAUCAAAGCGAUCUCAUGAAAAAUCUAACAUUUCCGAUAACGUGGGAUUGCCACUUUGGAAAGAGCUGUCCUCAUGAGAUUCAGAGAAAGCACAUUCUAGGGGCGUUAGUAUGGUAUGAUUGAAUAGGCCCACAUGUAUAAGGACAUGGUAAGAAAUUGGGUCUUAAGUACAAAGGGAAGUUAUGAGAACAUUUUAAAGAAAGGAAUGACAGAUCAGAUUUUUUUUAGAAACAUUACUUCUGGCCAUAUUACAUAAUGUCUCACUUAGUUGAAGAUAGGGAAGCCAGUUAAUUAAGGAGUCCUACUCAGUAAACUAGACAAAUAGUAAUAGGGUCUCAAACCGGUUGAGGCUGGGUGGGGUGGGGUAGGAGGAUGGAGCUAGGUGGAGAGAUUUGCCAGGUAAUACUUCUAUAGUCUUAGAGCAUAAAUUGAUAUUUUCCUGGUAUCUAGUCACUUAGUUCUACUUUUUCUAGAAAUUUUUCCUGGUUUUUCUAGGAAAUAAUAUCCUUUAUGGAUAAUGAUAAUAUUUCUUUAAUGCAUUUAUUUCAUUUUCAUUGCAUGUUUUGUUGGCUGAUAUGUUUAGAACAAUGUUAAAUGAUGAUGUUGGUGGAUGUUCUUGUUUUGUUUCUGGUUUUAAUGGGAAUAUCCAUAGUGUUUUAAGUUGGCCUUUUGAGUUAGAUGUUCUUUAUAUAGAAAGGUAGUAUCUCUGUUUUUAACUCUUAAAGAUUUUGAAUUAGAAAUCACUCUUGAAUCUCAUCAAAUAGACUUUGGGGGCAUUUAUUUAAUAUGAUCAUAUAGUUUUUGUCAUUUUGGUAUGUUGAUGACUUAUAUUAAUGAAUGUUGCAACAUUAAACUCUCUACUCCUAGAAUCAGUUAGAUUCAUUUUUAAAAAUUGUUUUUAAGCAGUUCAUUGUUUAUUUGCAUUUGUGUAGACUUGAAUUAUAAGGGUUUGAAAUAGCUGAUCUAAUUAAAGACUCACUUUGUUUUCAAAAUUUGAAAUAAUACACAUACUAAGAGCACCCCCCCACCCCAAAAUCACCAAAUUGCAAAAUUUCGAAAUGGGCAGUCUCAGUUAUAAGCUACUUAUGCUUUUGUCAUAUGCAGUGUCCCUUUCUCUGGUAAAUAGACACACUAUCAUCCUUUGUUAGUGUUCCGGAAUGCCCAGGGUUCUUUACUAGCACCAUGCUGACAGUCUACUGACUGUUGUAACCUUCAUGUUGGUCAUGUUUUCUCUUGGGCACUCAUUAAGUGUUAGUGUUAAACUAGUGUUGAAAACAUGUUCAAGUCUCAGUAACUCUGGGACCAAAUUUAAAUCUGAUUGAGAUUUAAACCACCACCAUGAGUAAGGGUCCUCUUUGAAAAAUUAGAACUAAUGCCAGCAAAACAAAGACUAAUAUCAAAGAAAAACUAUCGUACAGUGAUAGCUGAAGUAUGCCAUCUAACCAUGGAUCCUCCCUGGGAAUGCAUUUCUCUUAAAAUGUGACUGUCCUGUUGGUCUUUUAGAAUUUGACUGACUUAUCUAUUAUUCAGGGAAGUUUACAUGUUUAUAUAGGUGAAAUAGGUGUUUUGGGCUAUUGGACAAAUAAUGACAUUGGGAUUUUGCUAGCUCUGCAAAGUAAAUAGGAGGGUUGUAUGUAUUUUUCUGUGCAUUAAGCAGUUACAGCUGGGAAUGACUUGAUCCAAGAAAGAUUCAAAGAGUGUGCUUGUGAAAUUUGAGUUCAGAGCCCUGUUUGGAAAUGAUUUCUCAAUAAUUGUCAGUUUCAUGAUUACUAGUAUGCUACCCAUUUUUAAGUUUAAGCAACUUUAUAAAAUUUUAAAUUUUGUUUUAAAUUGUAUUUCUCCUUUUGUUAUUUGCUAAAUUUUAGUAAUUUGUACUCUUCCAGAAUUUUUUUUUGUUUUUAAAAAAUGAUUUAAAAUAAGAGUUUUAAUAGAAAUCUCUUUUCAAUUAAUUAUACUACUUUUAAGAAAUUUGCUUUCUCUUAGUUCUGCCACUUUUUUACUUCAUUAGUCUUGUUAAAGAUAUGCCUUUUCCCUUCAGAAAACUAAUGUUUUAUCAGUGUGAUUUUGAUAUAAAAUGCAUUCAUUUCUUAUAUUAUUUGCUUUUUUUCUAGAUUUUUUUCCUCUUUUUAUGUGAUGCUUAUUUUUUGUAUGUAUGCAUUUGUCUAUGUUGAAGGCUUUUGAGUUUUCCCUAAGUUCAAAAUGUUAACAUCCCAGCCAUUUUUAUAUGUAGUAGCCUUGUUUUCUAAGUAGUUUAUUGUUACGUUUUAAAUUUUUGAUUCAGCAAUUAAGAAUACUUAAAAAUU
Molecule: messenger RNA, 6177 nt
Organism: Marmota monax (woodchuck)
Lineage: Eukaryota; Metazoa; Chordata; Mammalia; Rodentia; Sciuridae
Gene: Cdc5l
Product: cell division cycle 5 like
Exons: 16
Coding region: 189-2597 (802 amino acids)
Biological process (GO): regulation of transcription by RNA polymerase II; mRNA splicing, via spliceosome
Cellular component (GO): spliceosomal complex; Prp19 complex
Molecular function (GO): DNA-binding transcription factor activity, RNA polymerase II-specific; RNA polymerase II transcription regulatory region sequence-specific DNA binding
Source: RefSeq, a predicted model, not a curated record